Molecule: messenger RNA, 1392 nt
Organism: Colletotrichum higginsianum IMI 349063
Lineage: Eukaryota; Fungi; Ascomycota; Sordariomycetes; Glomerellales; Glomerellaceae
Product: Serine arginine repetitive matrix protein 1
Exons: 3
Coding region: 1-1392 (463 amino acids)
Source: RefSeq, a predicted model, not a curated record
AUGUCCCUGGACGAUCCCCCGCGCGUCGCCGAUCGCGCAGCGCUGAGCGGUACCGGCGUGAUCGAUCGAGGGAUCGGGACCCGCGCCCUCAGAGCGAUACCUGGCGCAGACGGGACCGUACCCGGACCCGUCGAGGCGACGCAGUCCCAUUGGAAGAUCGCCCGCUAUCCGGGACGAAAGAAGCGAUCGUGCCAGAUCGCCGCCGCGCCGCGACAUGAGAGACAGGGAACGAGGUCGCCACCGCCAGCACCCCGGGGUGGCUACCGUCCACGGUCUCGUAGCACGAGCCGCCGCGGCGGUGAGAGAUAUAUAGGAUCUUCUUACAGACGGGCGUCGCCGCCCCGAGAUUCUGGCAUCUCGUCAGCGAUCACGUCUCGAUCAGCUUCAGGCAAGUCGUCACCGCAUCCUCCUUCCAUCCGAGCACGAUCGCGGCCGCAAUCGAGGGAGCGUGGGGAGCGUGUCGAACGGGAGCGGGAGCAGCCGCAGCCGCAGCCGCAGCAGCGAGAGCGGGAGCGGGCGCCCACACCUCUACAGACGGGCGGUGCUUCUGCCGCAUCAUCGUCCUCGACGGUUACGACGACGACGAAUCGCGAAGCACCCAAGCCUGCCGCCGCCGCCGUCGCCGUUGCCCCCCCCCAAGAACCGGCCCCCACGGUAGCAAAGACGCCACCUCGAGGCCCUGCCGCUUUACGUGCUCCUCCGACCGGUCCUGCUGCGACCCGAAACUUCUCUGCGCCCGCCGGCUCACCAGCUGUCCAGCCACCUAGACACCCGCAGACUCCGAGCGUGCCACCCCCGCGAGCAGACGCCACCAGUCCCACUAUCCCCCCGGCUGGCCCUCGUGGCUACGUGGCUCCGCCGAGGGGUGGCGGAUACAGUGCCCGUGGUGGACGAGGUUCAUGGUCAGGCCCGUCGCCUCGUCAAGCUCCUGUCCCUACAACGUCACCCUCAUCCACACCAUCUACCAUCCCAACCGGGCCACGCGCCAACCCUUCUAACAGCAUCUCAUCAAACCCCUCUCCUGCACCCAAGGCCUUCAACCCUCCCACCGGUCCUUCAUCACAGCACGGUGCUGGAGGUGCUCGGCCAACCUUGGCCCAGAGCAUGCUUGCGACACUCCCCCCUAUCAUCCCCGGAGGCAAGAUUGACCCCUCUCUGCUUCCGACGACCACGGGCAUCACGAGGGACAUCGAGCCGCACUACAAGAAGCUCAAGGCGGAAGAGGAGAAGGCACGCGCGGAUCUGGACACUAAGGAGGACAAGCUGCGGCAGAGUCUCCAGAUGUGGGACAAGCUCGAGAUGGAGUCCAAGGCAUGGAAGACGAGGGUGGAUCUCAGUGAGCAGAGCCUCAACAAUUUGGCCGGUGAGGGUGUCGGCGGUGCUGCCUUUUAA